Molecule: messenger RNA, 1011 nt
Organism: Symsagittifera roscoffensis
Lineage: Eukaryota; Metazoa; Xenacoelomorpha; Acoela; Convolutidae
Exons: 6
Coding region: 1-1011 (336 amino acids)
Source: RefSeq, a predicted model, not a curated record
AUGGAGUCGGAUGUUCUGACCGAGUCAGUUACAGAAGACAGUGCCGAUGAUCAGCAGGGCACAAAGAAAUUACUUGUUAGACGAGCCAGAAAAGGGCCGAAGAGACUGAAAGGAAAGUCAGGGAGUCGAGUCGUAAACCAGAGGGUGGUGAAGUCAAAAGCCAAGGCAGUGGUGACCUCUCUGAUUAGUGCGGGUCGUUCAGGCGAGAGCGGGCAAGGAGAUGGUGCGACACUAGCCGGGGGAGAAAAAGAAAACCUGAUACCCCCUAUGCUCUUGGCAGGUCUGACCAUAACCGCCACGAGAUCGAAGAAGACGGCGCGAACCCUGGCAGACACUAAGAACUUCCUUAGGGCACUCCUGGAACUAAAUCAGGACAUGCCAAUGACUGUGCCAAGCAAGGAGUCGAGUGAUAUGGAAAGCUAUCGCAAGUUGGAAGAGUUGUGGCUAUUUAUGUAUGUGUAUGAGGAACCUAGCGAUGCAAACAGUAUUAAACCCGAUGAUGAUGAUGAUGGUGAUGUUGAUGCUGUUGAUGAUGUUGAUGCUGUUGAUGAGGAUGCGGAUGAGGAUGAGGUUGAAAAUGAGGACGAGGAUGAGAAUGAGGAUGAUGGUGGUGAUGGUGAGGAUGGUGGUAAUAAAAUGAUGAUGCAGAUGCUGCUCAUGUUGAUGAAUGAAAAUAGUGAUGAUUUUAAUGAAGAUGAUGAUAGUAAAAAACAUGAUAAGGUAACUGAUGAUAACUUAGAUGACAAUGAUGACGUGAAAGUUGAUGAGGUUUACGAACAUCAUAUAGAUGAUGAUAUUGAUUUAGAUGAUGAUGUAGAUGAUAACAUGCAUACGUCUGUCAGCUUGCUCCUGGCCAAACUAACGGACCUGAAAGAGUCGAUUCAGGGCCUAGAUUACAGCCGGUUGAUUGUGGAUGAAAUCGAGGAUGGAUUGAUGGCGGAAGAUAACGGCGAAUCCAAGAAAAAGACGUCCAACAACGAGGACCAAGAAAUGAUGGAGCUAGAGUUGUGA